Drosophila arizonae is the source of this 539-nucleotide messenger RNA. It is a transcript of the gene Polr2I, whose product is annotated as RNA polymerase II subunit RpII15. Gene Ontology annotation, biological process: transcription initiation at RNA polymerase II promoter; DNA-templated transcription; maintenance of transcriptional fidelity during transcription elongation by RNA polymerase II. Gene Ontology annotation, molecular function: nucleic acid binding; zinc ion binding; DNA-directed RNA polymerase activity. NCBI's taxonomy places the organism in Eukaryota, Metazoa, Arthropoda, Insecta, Diptera, Drosophilidae. The record is from RefSeq and is a predicted model, not a curated record. Gene Ontology annotation, cellular component: RNA polymerase II, core complex.
GUGAUAUUAGACUUAUCGUAAGCUAUCGUUAUUCUACCAUUAGUAUUGCUGCUAGCUACACAAAGCGAGAUAUAAUGGCUGGCUUAUUUGACUCCGCACAUACCGAAGGCCCCGGCUUUGUAGGCAUACGUUUCUGUCAAGAAUGUAACAACAUGUUGUAUCCUAAAGAAGACAAGGACAACAAAACAUUAAUGUAUGCAUGCCGCAAUUGCGAUUACAAACAGGAAGCCGACUCCAAUUGCAUAUAUGUGAACAAGAUUAUGCACGAAAUCGACGAACUGACUCACAUUGUGCCCGAUGUGAUAUCCGAUCCGACACUGCCGCGCACUGAAGACCAUGCAUGCCCCAAAUGCUCGCAUCGCGAAGCCGUUUUCUUCCAGGCGCAAACCCGACGUGCCGAAGAGGAGAUGCGACUGUACUAUGUGUGCACCAAUCAGAACUGCACUCAUCGCUGGACGGAAUAACAGCGGGAACGGAAAUGCCAACUUCGUCUACGACUGCCGACCUUGGCUUUGUUCGCACGCAUAGCUCUAAGUUCA